Molecule: messenger RNA, 450 nt
Organism: Dovyalis caffra
Lineage: Eukaryota; Viridiplantae; Streptophyta; Magnoliopsida; Malpighiales; Salicaceae
Source: the annotation of a GenBank genome assembly
AUGGCUGGUUGGUGGUGGGUGACUCAAAAGAUUGCUAAUGGAAUCUGCAACAAGAUUAAGCAUAAUGAGCUGUUGCUGAUUUGGAUGAGUAGGAGGCUAAUGACAGCAAAAGUACCCAACAGAGCUGCAGUUCAUGGAACUAAGCUAGCUGUUACUAAAACCAUCGACAUAAGAACCAUUCAAUCUCAUUACUUGCCCCAUACAGAUCGCGUGAAGCGAAGAAAGAGAUCAAUAAAGGGAAGGAGGAAAAUUCACAGGUAUACACAAUCUUCAAAGAGUAAGAACAAACGAAUCAAAAAAAAUCUUACUAUGUCUGUGGCCGUGGGAAUUGGGCUGCCAACUGGGAUGUGGCCUGUGGCUGUGGGUGGAGAAGGAGGAGGAAGAAGAGCCAAGGAAGAUCGAAGAAAUCACGAGGAAGAUGGGGAUCGGGGUGUCCAUAGAAAGAGCUGA